AUGCUUCUCGCGGGGCUGGCGGUGAAUCGAGGCUUCACCAUCAUGUUCUCCGACUUCAGCCUCAAGGCCCUCAUCGCCGAGUGGUCGGAGGAGCACCUGGGCCCGAACCCGUUUUCGAGGCUGCGCCAGGGCUGCACCGGCCAGAUGGUGCUGGAGUUCCUGCCGGCGGAGCUGCAGGUGAAGGAGGUGCCCCAGCAGCUGCAGGUGGUCGGCGAGCUCUGCGCGGAGCAGGGCAAAGCGGCAGUGAAGGUGCUGACCGUUGUCAGCGAGGUCUCUGGCGGCCUCGCCAUGCCCGACGCCAUGAAGUGCAGCGUGGGCGACGGCCCUGACGAGAAGCGCGGCGCCGCCGGGCACGUGACGCUGACCUACGCCUCAGGGGGCCAGCUCGUGGCCAGCGCGGGUCACUGGAUCGAGCUCUCCCGCCUGGACACCACCGAGGAGCAGGUCGCCCAGGUGGCGGCCCGAAACUUCGGCGCGGAGAUGCGCACCCAGUACGAGUCGGAGCUGGCCCAGUUCUCCAGCGCCCAGGAGCGGUACGACUGCUCGCAGAGGCACCCCUGGGGGCGCGAGCUAUCCGCCUGCCUCGAUCCCAGCUGGGCCACAUCGGGGGGGCGGCGUGUGUGCUUCCCCCCGCACGCUGGCCAAUCCUCUUCUCGGUGCCCCCCUUUGGCUCUCAUCGCUGGUUCAGCCGACUCUGCCUCGCCGCCGACGGCGAGAGUGUGCUCCCCCACGUUCCUGGCUGGGACAGGCGAGCACACCUCCGCCGCGCCUGGGCCCGGGCUGGACCGUCGGCGCCGCGACAUCCUUUCGACGAGACCUGGGCCCCCGGACCCCUCGAGCACUUCUCGGCAGCAGCUCUUGCAGCCCCCGCGGCCUCGGAGCGGCCCAGGCCCGACGCCGGCUGCCCACUCCUCAGGAAUGCGGCCCUCGCGGCCAUCUCGACCUGUUCGAGCCGCUGGCUGCUCGUGGAUUUAG
This is a messenger RNA of Prorocentrum cordatum, 975 nucleotides long. The record is from the annotation of a GenBank genome assembly. NCBI's taxonomy places the organism in Eukaryota, Dinophyceae, Prorocentrales, Prorocentraceae.